AAUGACACGGGACUAGACGAUUCCGGAAAUAUUGACAGGGGAACACCAGGGGUUUCCGGUUAAAUUUGUUUUUGAAAUUUUUGAAAUCUGGAGCGAGAGGUUGGCAGACAUGUCCACGCUGUUCCCCUCUCUCUUCCCCCGGAUAACGGAGUCCCUGUGGUUCAAUCUUGACCGACCUUGUGUGGACGAGACCGAGCUGCACCAGCAGGAGCAGCAGCACCAAACCUGGCUGCAGAGCAUUGCUGAGAAAGACAACAACUUGAUGCCGAUUGGGAAACCCAUUUAUGAGUCAUCUGGCUUUACUGUGGCGCAGGCGGGAUAUGAUGAAGAAGAAGAAGAGGAUGACGAGGAUGAGGAGGACAGCGAGGAAGACUCGGAAGAUGAAGAAGACAUGCAGGAUAUGGAUGAGAUGAAUGACUACAACGAGUCACCUGAUGACGGCGAGAUCAAUGAGGCGGACAUAGAGGGACCAGACCAAGACCAAUGGAUGAUUUAAGACAAAAGUCAAUUUUAGUCUCCAUCAAGCUGUCUGGCACUGGAUUUUUACUCCCCAUUUAAAACACGACUGCUGCCCCUUCAGUCUGUGACAGAGAUAUGUUUUUAUAUUUGUGUAAACAGGAAAAGAAUAUAAGUGAAUCCCAGCUUGAAUCAUGAUGUUCUUUAGAGGGAGUUUGGAUAAAUCCAGCACAAAGUGUCUCAUUUCAGGCUGCAGUUGGCCUUUGAAGGCCCAGUGACAUUGUUGGACAUCAGUGUGUGUGUUGCUACCUGGCGUGCGUGCGCACACACACACACACACACACACACACACACA
Etheostoma spectabile (orangethroat darter) is the source of this 811-nucleotide messenger RNA. RefSeq names its product anaphase promoting complex subunit 15 (gene anapc15). The record is from RefSeq and is a predicted model, not a curated record. Bases 110 to 496 code for a protein of 128 amino acids. The transcript has 5 exons. Lineage: Eukaryota; Metazoa; Chordata; Actinopteri; Perciformes; Percidae. Gene Ontology annotation, cellular component: anaphase-promoting complex. Gene Ontology annotation, biological process: regulation of mitotic cell cycle spindle assembly checkpoint.